UCGGAUUGGCUCCUUCCUCCCGCAGCGCGACGGCUUUAACCAGUUGCGAGGCCCCGCCCCGCGGGAGCCUCCGGAGGCCGAAGUUCUGGGGACUGGCCGGUGAAAAGAGGGAGAACGCUCUCACCCGAGGACACAUAGUAUGUCUAUUAGGUGUUUCGUCUCCCAGCCAUUUUCUAUGGAAAACCAAGGGGAUCGGACCAUGAUAGCCACUGGCAGCUUUGAAGAAUGGGAUGCCUUUAGAGAAGCUUGAUCUUGGAGGCCUCAGCGUGAGACCUUACAAAGCCAGAUUCUGGCAGAGUUCCUCUAUCUCGUCUUGUUGCUGACUGAAGGUGCCCCCUUCUCCAUCUCCUGGGAGAUAGCAGAAAAUCAGCAUUAUGGUUGGGUUCAAGGCUACAGAUGUACCCCCUACUGCCACUGUGAAGUUCCUGGGGGCUGGCACAGCUGCCUGCAUUGCAGAUCUCAUCACCUUUCCUCUGGACACCGCUAAAGUCCGGCUGCAGAUCCAAGGAGAAAGGCAGGGGCUAGUGCAGGCCACAGCCGGUGCCCAGUACCGUGGCGUGCUGGGCACCAUCCUGACCAUGGUGCGCACUGAGGGCCCCUGUAGCCUCUACAACGGGCUGGUCGCUGGCCUGCAGCGCCAGAUGAGCUUUGCCUCUGUCCGCAUCGGCCUCUAUGACUCCGUCAAGCAGUUCUACACCAAGGGUUCUGAGCAUGCCGGCAUCGGGAGCCGCCUCCUGGCAGGCGGCACCACAGGGGCCUUGGCUGUGGCAGUGGCCCAGCCCACGGAUGUAGUAAAGGUCAGAUUCCAGGCUCAGGCCCGGGCUGGAGGUAGCCGGAGAUACCAAAGCACUGUUGAUGCCUACAAGACCAUUGCCCGAGAGGAAGGGUUCCGGGGACUCUGGAAAGGGACCUCUCCCAAUGUUGCUCGUAAUGCCAUUGUCAACUGCGCUGAACUGGUGACCUACGAUCUCAUCAAGGAUGCCCUCCUGAAAGCCAACCUCAUGACAGAUGACCUCCCUUGCCACUUCACUUGCGCCUUUGGGGCGGGCUUCUGCACCACUGUCAUCGCCUCUCCCGUCGACGUGGUCAAGACGAGAUAUAUGAACUCUGCCCUGGGCCAGUACAGCAGCGCUGGCCACUGUGCUCUUACCAUGCUCCAGAAGGAGGGUCCCCGAGCCUUCUACAAAGGGUUCAUGCCCUCCUUUCUCCGUUUGGGUUCCUGGAACGUGGUGAUGUUUGUCACCUAUGAGCAGCUCAAAAGGGCUCUCACGGCUGCCUGCACUUCCCGGGAAGCUCCCUUUUGAGUGUCUCCUGCUGCUGACCCAACCUCUGGCUCUGGCUCCAGCCAGGCCCUACUUCCCUUCCCUCUCUCCUCACCCCUUCCUUCCACUCCCUUUCCCACCACCUUCCUUUCCUGUCCCCACACUCUUACCCUCUCCUCCCUACUCCGUCUCCCCAUUGCCUCCCUAGUAGUAGAGUCCUAGUAGAGUUGACCCAGUUGACCCUGUGUUGACACAGUUGGCACCGGCCAGGAUCCCAAACCCUCAAUCCCUUGAAAAGCCAAGCCCAACUCUCUGUUCUGCCCCCAACCCCAGCCAGCAUGUCCCCCAUAAAACAGGUUCAACCUUG
Messenger RNA from Hyaena hyaena (striped hyena), 1629 nucleotides. It is a transcript of the gene UCP2, whose product is annotated as uncoupling protein 2. Gene Ontology annotation, biological process: mitochondrial transmembrane transport; response to cold; mitochondrial transport. Lineage: Eukaryota; Metazoa; Chordata; Mammalia; Carnivora; Hyaenidae. The record is from RefSeq and is a predicted model, not a curated record. Gene Ontology annotation, cellular component: mitochondrial membrane. The coding region runs from base 375 to 1304 and encodes 309 amino acids. Gene Ontology annotation, molecular function: oxidative phosphorylation uncoupler activity. The transcript is spliced from 8 exons.